GUGAAUGUUUGGAGUUAUUCAGGUCGAUGUGUUCACCCACGUACGGCCGGUAUCCAGAUCAGGUACAUACUUGUCGACGAUUCACGAACCAUGGAAGGGACAUUUGGACACUUUCGUAGACGGGUCACAGAAAAUUGCAUAUGCAGUCGGAGGUGUUGUAGUAGCUGUUGCAUCGGUCGUCGUCCUCAGGAAGCUCUUGUUAAAGCAGAAGGCGAAGGAGUAUCCCCGAGAUACGGUGAUCCUUCAUCAGAUCGGUAGAGGUCCUUACGCCCCCAGCAUGACGCCGUUUGCUGUGAAGCUGGAAACCUAUCUCCGGAUGGCCAGGAUACCCUACCAGGUGGUGAAUGAUAACCUCCAAGGGCUGAAAAUGUCAUCUAAGGGCAAGGUCCCCUGGAUUGAGUAUAAUGGGAAGGCUGUGGCGGAUUCGACAUUAUGUAUUGACUUCCUGAACGAAAAGCUGGAAGUGGACCUCCACCAGCACCUGAGUCCCCGGGACAAGGGUGCAGCUAUGGCAAUGCAGGUCAUGACGGAGGAACAUCUGUACUGGUUCCUUGCUCUAUUCCGCUACCAAUAUGACAACGACAAAACCUUUAUUAAGCAAACGUUGAAGAUAGGAUGGUUUGUUGUACGGAUUGCCAAGUAUAUGGUUGCAAAUUCAACAUGGUAUCAAGGUUUGGGUCGCCACACAGAAGAGGAAGUGACACAGAUGUUUAAGAAGGAGCUACAGGCUCUUUCUGACUUCAUGGGUAAAUCAAGCCCACAGGGCGUGUCACGCUUAGAAACAGCGUUAGAAAGAAUUACAGACAAAUACCCAAACCUGGCCGCCUACUGUAACCGUAUGAAGGAAACAUUCUGGCCUGACUGGGACCAGUGCAUCACUCAUGGUGGAACAAGGGAGGCAACCAAGUAAAGGGAGACAACACGGUGUGGACAUUUGUA
Haliotis rubra (blacklip abalone) is the source of this 939-nucleotide messenger RNA. RefSeq names its product failed axon connections homolog. Lineage: Eukaryota; Metazoa; Mollusca; Gastropoda; Lepetellida; Haliotidae. Gene Ontology annotation, cellular component: cytoplasm. The transcript has 6 exons. The record is from RefSeq and is a predicted model, not a curated record. Bases 5 to 910 code for a protein of 301 amino acids.